Closterium sp. NIES-67 is the source of this 2991-nucleotide messenger RNA. The record is from the annotation of a GenBank genome assembly. NCBI's taxonomy places the organism in Eukaryota, Viridiplantae, Streptophyta, Zygnematophyceae, Desmidiales, Closteriaceae.
CAUUUAUUGCAGCAGUGUGAACUAACUCGUGAUAUAUUUCUCUCCGUCCUUUGUCCCCUUCCUCCAGUUGACCCCAUCACUGCCUCCUCUGCCACCUCACUCAUGGCUCUGAGUGGCUCUGCACUACGCUCUACUGGCGGCGCCCUGCUGCUCACCCCGAGGGCCAAUGGCACCAGGGGCACGGCCUUCACAGCCGCGCCUCUGCCCCUCUUCUCGUACUUCAACACCAAGGCCACAUGCGGUUACCAGUUCGCCUUCAACGCCUCCUUUGCCUUCUCCCUCGACCCCGACUCAGAGGCCGGCGGGGAUGGGCUCCUGUUUGUCGUCGCUGCCGCGCUGCCAGACAGGCUGGGAGGGGUGGGGCGGCGGAGUGUGGGCGUGGAGUUUGACUCGGUGCUAAAUGUGAAGCACAGUGACCCCAACGACAACCACGUGGGCGUCAAUGUGGGCGGCUCACCUGUCUCCCUCGCCUCUGCCACGGCCCCUCUCAUCCUCAACGACGCCCAAACCAAGCACGCCUGGAUCCACUACGACCCCACCAGCGGCGGCACUCUCCGACUCUUCCUCUCCUCCGACCCCGUGCAGCCCCUCGCCCCUGCCCUCCGCGUUCGAGUGUCCCUCUGCUCCAUCCUGCAGCCCAAGGCGUCCUCUGCUGCAUUCCAUAUGGGCUUCACAGCUUCGUCCACGGCUGGUCCACAAGCACACUCCGUUCUCAACUGGACAUUCACGGCGGAUGUCCCACUCAACCUGCGCUUUGACCCAUCGAACCUCGCCCUGGGGUUUGUGUUGGACGAGGAUUCCUUCUCAUCUCAGGGAUUCAACUCCGCCUUCCACUACGCCAGUGCGGGAUUCGAGUCAGCGCAAGACAACAGCCCCUCGUGGCUUCUCAUGUCCUUCAACUCCUGGGUCUUGCCUGAACCUGUCUGGCCUGUCAAGAACCAACAGGGCUGCGGUGACUGCUGGGCGUACGCAGUGGUGGCAGCGGUGGAGGCAGCCUACAGCAUUGCCAGCAACUGGUCGCAGCCCCCCGUGCUGUCGGUGGACCAUCUGCGCCUCGCCCUCUCCUCCAACUGCGACGGUGGCUCCCCCACCAAGGCGCUGCAGUUCCUCCUCAACGCCACAACCCAGGGCAGGGGGCUGCUGGAGCAGGCGGUGUACUCCCAAGCGCUGGCGCUCAAGGGCGGGUCGCCGGUCAGCACGAGGUACUAUGGCAUCCGGGGCAUCGAGCGCACUGCCUUCUACGGGUGGUUUGGGCUCAUGCUGGCAGUGCAGCGCCAGCCAGUCAUUGUGCACAUCGAGGCCUCCGCACCCUCCUUCCAAGACUAUGAUGGGAGAGGCAAGUACGCGGACGAGGCGUGUUUCAGGGGGCAUCUGAACCACGUGGUGCUGGUGGUGGGCUUUCUCUCCACGGGCUUUGACCCUUACUCCGCCAUGCCGCCGCCCUUCUGGAUCAUCCGCAACUCAUGGGGCACACAGUGGGGCGACCAGGGCCACAUGCGAAUGGACAUUCGCAGUGGAGAUGGUAUCUGUGGCAUCAACACUCUCCCGGGGCUCUUCCCUGUCGUCAGAACCAGCGCCGAUUCGUGUGGGUCGCGCUCCUUCAAGUUCACUGUCCUGGGCGCCACCUUCAACCCGUGCGGCCAGUUUAACUGCAGCAAGAAAGGCACCAGCAACCGUUGCAAGUGCUCUGAUGCCCGCUUUGUGCAAGUCAAGAACACCGAUGGAUCAUACACCUGUGCUUAUGUGGAUGUGUGUGGGUCCAGCAGUCGCAACCCUUGUGUGGUGGGCACGUGUGUGAAUGAUGGCAGGGGCAGCUACUCCUGUGUGUGUCCCCCGGGGUUCGUCCAGGGCACCACCCUCGCCAGCACCGCCUCCUGUGCUCCAGGUGAUGCAGGGGGCUUGUACACUGUACAGCAGAGCAAUGUGUGGUGCUCCAAUGUGCAUCCCAUAUUCGCCCUCACUCUGGACCAGUUUAAGCAGCAGAACAAGGGCGUUUCAUGCUCCACGCCUCUGCGCCUCAACUCAAGGCUGCUAGUCAACUCUACUGUCGACCCGUGCUCUGUCUUCUACACCACUGUUCUGGGCGACACGUGUGCGGGGGUGGGGCGGCAGGUGGAGCUGUGUGGGGAGGCGGCCUCGGAUGCGGCGUGUGAGGCGGCAUUUCAGGCACUCAACCCCGCUGUGGACUGCUGGUCUCUGAAGCCCUCUCAGGCGGUGUGCGUGGAGAGAGACCCCUCCAAGGCCAACCUGACUGUGGUGUGCGACCAGUACUACCGCGCGCGCCUCAACGACACGUGCCACAGCAUCGCACAGCUGGCAGAGCCCCCUCUCAGCCCGGUGGACUUCUACCGCCUCAACCCUGGCGUCAACUGCAACCAGCUCAUCCCCGUGAAGAACUACUCUCGCCCCGCCACCACCUUCGGUGCUGAGGUGUGCAUUGGCAGCGCCACCAACUUCUCAGCUGGCAUCUGUUCAAGGACCAGCACCUACACCAUCUCGCCAGGGGAUGAUUGCAAGUACAUCCACCUCAAGUACUUCUACAGCAUCAAGGGUUGUUACAGGAGAAUGAAUGGGUACGAGUGUGUGGACAUGUUGAAACCUGGUGCCAAAAUCUGCACACCUAGUCCGAAAAAGGCUCGAACAGGAACAUGCAGCAUUUGAUGGAAUCCACAUACCACCACUCUCAAAUAUACGGUACGGACAGACCCCCGUUUAUUUGGCACGAUGUGAGAGGUAUUGUGCAAUGGCAUGUUUAUCCAUUCAUUAUCCUCGGGGAAGGGCCACAGGUGCAGAGCCUGGGGGGCUAUGGGCGCACUUACCCGCUAUUCAACAAGCCCUUUUAACCCAGUGGUUAGUGACUGGGUUUCUGACAUGGUAUCAGAGCCAAAGGUCUUGGGUUCAACUCCCAGUGCCAGCGCUACAGAGGCGCUCGUGUCUUCCACCUAUCCCAGCGGGGGGGGGGGUGUUGAGUGACCCGCUGGGGUUGCCCUU